AUGAAAAACAAUUAUUAGACAUAAACUAUAAGUAAUUUAAAUAAAUCAAAUAAUUUUGGGAAUCAAGUAACAUUUUAGUAAAGUGCUCUAGGAAACACUUCAAUUAGUGGUGGUCCAGCUAAACUCUAAGAAAAAGGGAUGAAGAGUAAAAUUGAAAAGCUAUCAGAUCAAAUUUAAGAAUUAAGAAAGAAUUUAAAUAGCGAGGAUUAACUUUUAGAAAAUAUGGACAAAUUAAAUUAAAAAAAUCAUACUGUUCUCUCUUCUUAGAUAAAUGCUUUGAGGAAGGCUUUUAAUAUGCUAGCUGAUGUGGUCAUGGAAGAAAUAGAAACUGUAAAAGUCGAUAUGUUUUAGGAACUGCAAGAUCAAAAUAUGGUUUUGGAAGAUAGAGUUAAACAGCUAGAAAAUAGAAUUGUUCAGACUGAGUAAGAAUAAAAUGAUAAAUUGAAUUACUAGCAAGUAGAACAAAUUGUCGAAAUGAAAUUCAGGAGUUACGAAAAAGAGUAACAAUAAUAAACACAAUAUUUUGAAUAGCUUGCUGUGCAGCUGAAAGAUGAAAAUAAUCUUUUUUUAGAAAAGCUUAAAGUAAUCAUUAGUAAUAAUUCAAAUAGGAUUGAUAUAUUAGCAAAAGAAAGACAAAAUAUGCAAUAACAAAUAAACGAAUUAAAGGUUAACACAGUAGAUUUUUAAGAAAAAGUAGCCUUGUAAGAAGAUGUUAAAUUUUAGUUGACAGAAAAUAAUAAAAAAUUUAUUGACUUUUAAAAGGAAUUUGUUGCCUUUAAGAAUGAUUUGUAAAACGAAUUACAAAGUAUUGUGUCAAAGCAAAGCGAGAUAUUUAGUCAAAAGUAAAUGCAAAACCACCUUGAAAAUGAUAGAAUAUUUUAAUAGUUAAUAGAAAGAAAUAAAGAUAUCGAAAUACAAAUAGAAAAAAAUGCCUUUGAGAAUGAAAAAUUGCAAUCAGAAAUGUAAGAUGGGUUCAAAGAAUUAGCUAUGAUAUAUAAAGAUUCUGCUAAAUAAAUCAUUAACGAUUUUGAAAGAUCAAUUAAAGAAAUUCAUACUGACAAUAAGUUUUGUUUGAAAAAGCUUAACCAGGUUGAGGAUUUCUUAAACUAAACAAGAGAUGAAGUAUUUUAAAUUAUUAAUUAGCAAGAAGUAUCAGUUACCAAAAAAUUUGAUAUCUUAACAAGAUCUUUUAUGAAAAUAAAAUGA
This is a messenger RNA of Tetrahymena thermophila SB210, 1206 nucleotides long. RefSeq lists its product as hypothetical. NCBI's taxonomy places the organism in Eukaryota, Ciliophora, Oligohymenophorea, Hymenostomatida, Tetrahymenidae. The record is from RefSeq and is a predicted model, not a curated record. The transcript has a single exon.